ACAGACAGUCAAAAAAAUGUUCGACGAACGCAUCUCACUGUCGCUUGCAAUUUUCUGAAACUUGGCAGCCCUGUUGCCGUUUUGCCGACCGGCUACGAUUGGUCACAAAUGCUGGCCUAUUACGUGUAGAGGCAGUUUGAAAGACAACUGUUCAUCCCACCCACAGGCUUCAACUCUGUGAAUGGUCCGACCCCAGACUAUACAUUUCUGUGUAGUUUGGCUUGCCAUGCUACUAUCGACACAACAUUGAAAAUCUUUGGUAACGUUAGUGCAACUCAUACGAGCCCUAACACACUUGGAUGUGAUGUUCAUUUAAAUGUUCUCAAUGCUCAUAAAACAUUGAUUCAUUCAUGACCACUGCGCACAGCCCUGGCCUGGACAUUGUUUGGCUCCGUACAUAGAUAUAUAUUGACACUGGCGAACCUACGUUAACAUAAUGUUGCUACGUUUUUUAAUGGAAAUAUUAGAAUGGCAUUCCAUUGCGCUUCGAGUCGCGUACGCAUCUAAAUACCACAACCUGAGUUAACUCCGUAUGCUGUUUGUUCGUGCCGGCCGGGUUAGUGGAGCUGUGUUAUGCAGCCGUGAGCUAGCCAUUCCAGCCAACAAUAAAUGCUAACAAAUACAAUACACAGCUGACUCGCUGCCAGUGACAAGCUAACAAACUGCCUGCAGAGAGCUAGGAUAGUUAGCGAGCACUACCGAAGUGCACUCAGCUUAAGCUGCACGACACACUACACAAACGUGAAAUUAAAGUAAGUAUUUCCAUUCGACCACCUCGGGCGAGCAGUUUUUCAGGGCUUUGUGCAGAGCUUUUUUGGUUUGAGGAAGUGCGAACUGUUUGUUUUGUUUUGUUUUUGUGACUCAAGUGUUUUUUUUUUUUUUUUUUUCUGCCGAUAUGUCGACGCCUAAAUAUGACGUCGACGAUAUUUUGAAGUCGGUUAGUCGACGUCAUCGACUCCUCGCUGCAGGCCUACUCUCCUGGUCCAGAGCACUUUCUUCGACGAAAAGAUGUUUGGCUCAAAAUCCACGUGGAGGACCAAAUCAUGGAUGAGUUUCGUCGAGUUGUUGAAAAGGACAACAUUGACUUCUUGAAAGACUUGAGAGAAAGAUGGGAUUUGUUCUAUAGUAAGGUCCAAUACUAUGGAGUGGUGAAGCAUGUAAUGAAGGCCCCCCUGACCAUGGACAGUGUUGAACAUGCCAUCGCUGUCUUCACCGCUUUACCGCAGCUCUUUCCAUCAAACUCGAAGACACGCAGCCAAAUUGAGGCAAUUUUCCAUGUUUUAACGCCCUCGGAGAAUCCGGACGCUUUCCUGCGCACACAAGCAUACCCAGUUGUCCUGUUGGGAGAAGAAAACUGCCUUCUCGCCAUUGGAGCAUCAACAUUGUGCACGUUUCCAUGUGAGAAAUUUCAUGAAACGCUGCUUUACCUCAUGGGCUGUUACUAUGUUUUCCACCUACAUUACCCAAAGACAAUCUGCACACUCCUCUCGGUGAUACAGACUGAAGUGGUCGGGGACACACUCCAUGAUGGCGAUGUCACCCCUUCCUACAGGAAGGCCAUUGGAGAGUGGAAGGCCUUCUUAGAAUGAACAGGUGUUCAACUGAUGCUCUUUUUCAUGUACCCUUCCUCGCUAUCUUCCUUUCUCUCUCUUUCCACGUUAUCUCUCUUUCUCUGUUCUUUCCCUUUUUCUCUUUCAUCUCUCUCCCCCUCUUUCUCUCAUCCCUCUUUGUCCCCCUAGUCUCUCUCUUCCCACCCCCCAAUCUUCUCUCUCCCUUUCUCUUUUUGUCUCUCGGCCCCCUCUCAACUCUCACUUUCCCUCUUUCUCUCUCCAUCUCCGUCCACUCUCCCUCUUUCUCUAUCUUUCACCUUUUCACUCUAUCUCUUUCUAUCUGUCCCCUUCCUCUUUCUCUUCUCCCUCAUCUCUUUCCCCAUCUCUCCAUUUUCUUCCCCUCCCUCUCUGAGCCCCC
Molecule: messenger RNA, 1968 nt
Organism: Sardina pilchardus (European sardine)
Lineage: Eukaryota; Metazoa; Chordata; Actinopteri; Clupeiformes; Clupeidae
Exons: 4
Coding region: 1044-1589 (181 amino acids)
Source: RefSeq, a predicted model, not a curated record